AUGGCUUUUGGAGUUCGGGAUGGCGGAGUUACAGGGGUGAGGGCUGUUCCGUUUGAAGACUUCUCAGAAAAAGAAGCCCGCAUCUAUCCCCACGAGCUGCAGAUUCGGGUCGGAACAGAGGAGGAGUGCCACAGCUCGGCCGGCUUCCUGAAAAACUUCUCCAUCACCGUGGAGCCAAUGAGCAGCUCCAUCUCACGGAGUUCCUGGCGCCCCGGGGAUGCUUUGGAGCCCGGCUUCCGGGGUGACCAGUCCGCUCCUGAUCACGAGAAAGAUGAGAUGGAGGGCCCCGAAGAGCAGCUGAGGCUGACCCAUGCCUCCUGCGGCAAGGGCCUGGACUUUUGGGCCUGUCUGGCACGCUGCUGCUCUGCGCAUUCGGGCCACCACCACCCAGGUCUUCCAAGACCCACGCUUGCGAGCAUCGGCGUGUCCUCGAUCGAAGCAUUCGAGCCAGGAUUCUGCCAGGUGUCCUUCUGGGCACUGAAGGAAGAGGACUUCAAUUCUCAGUCUUUGCAGCAUGUCGGCGACGGCUGGUAUCACAAAGUGAGAUCUGGCCUCAACCCGAAGUAG
Molecule: messenger RNA, 567 nt
Organism: Symbiodinium sp. CCMP2456
Lineage: Eukaryota; Dinophyceae; Suessiales; Symbiodiniaceae
Source: the annotation of a GenBank genome assembly